This is a messenger RNA of Symbiodinium natans, 1491 nucleotides long. The record is from the annotation of a GenBank genome assembly. NCBI's taxonomy places the organism in Eukaryota, Dinophyceae, Suessiales, Symbiodiniaceae.
AUGGGCAAUUUGGUCAUCCCUGGUGAGACGGCGCUCUGUGGUCGAGUGUACAAGGAUUGGUUGGCACAGAAUGGACUCAACGACACGAUUCCUGAAGCUGUCAACCUCGUGCCAGUCGGCCUGCGGAAUGUUCGGAAUGUAUGUUUUUUGAACGCAAUCUUGCAAUGUUUGUACUACACCCCAAUGCUGCGGAGAAGCCUUGCGCUUGCUUUCGAAAGUGCCGUGGUGAAGGACGAGUGGCUAGUGGCAUUGCGCCAACUUUUCAAAGAACUUGAUUCAGCACGCUCCUCGAAAGCUUGUGUGGCGGCGACUCAAAUGGCGUCAUUGAUGCAGUCAGCAUCCACCAAUGGCGAGUUUCAACAUGGUGAACAAGCCGAUGCCCAUGAGGCAUUCGUGCUAAUUAUCUCCAAGCUCCUGGAAGGCUGCAUUUCUGCAAAAGGCCUUUCCGUCACGGAGAAAGAGCAACUUGAGCAAAGCAGCUUGAUAGGCCACAUCUUCGGAAUGAUGUUGAAUCAGUCAGUCAAAUGCAAGACUUGCAACGACACAUCCUCAUCCAGCCGUGCAGAGUAUUGCUUCUGCGUUACAUGCAAUUCCUUUCCCGACGGAAUCAUGGGGAGGAAGAACAUCGUCGGUGUGAAGGACCUCCUGUCGAGCUAUACCCAGGAAGAACACAUCAGCGAAUGGAAGUGUGAGAAAUGUUCUCGGACGGGCUGUGUUAGGCAGGCUGGCAUUGCGCGGCCUCCGAACAUAUUGCUGGUCCACAUCAGCCGGGUUCAGCAAGGUCGCGGUCCUCAGCUCACAGUCGACAAGGAUCUCAUCAUACAGUAUGAUGGAACUACGUCCAACACGAAGCGAAAGGUACGCUACCUGCUCUUUGCCAUGAUAGUGUACCGCUCCAUGGGAGUAAAUGGUGGCCACUACUUUGCUUUCGUCAGGGCCGGUCGAGGUCAGCAUGAACAGUGGUACCUCGCAGACGAUGAUGAAAUCAGAUCCGUACCAUUCUCGGACGUGCAGAGGGAGGAGCCCUUUAUGCUCCUCUACGAAGCCCAGAGGCUCAUCCCACCUGUGGAGACAGAUGCCGAAAAGAAGCUUCACGAAGCAGAACUGGUUCAGGCCGCCGCUGCGAAAGUCCAGGUGCAAGCACGCACUGCGCAGUCUGCUGCAUCUACUGGCUUGCUUGUUGAACAAGCGCGGGCUCCUGCCAUCCAUACGCAGGUGGAGGAUGUCACAAGGAGCAGUGGAAGAUAUGAGAUGGAAGAGGUGGGCACCAAAGUGCUUGAGCCAGAUGAUGCGUACACACCUGGCACAGACCUGUCUUCCACAACAGCCGGUUCCGAGGGCAGGUCACGGCUGGACGAGCACGUUUUCGUGAGAGCUCAACCUGUUCGCGAAGAUUUCGACAGGUGGUCUCUGUUCAGCUCGUGCCGAUGCAGCUUGCCGUACACAGAGUACUCUGAAGGCUUUGAAGACGAUCGAAUGCACUGCAUGUAG